ACCGCGGGAGCCGAGAUGGCGGCGCACACGCUGCGGGGUCUCUGCGGGCCGCGGCUGGGGCUUCUUGCCGCCGGGUUCUCGCAGCGAGCCGCCGCCGGGGCCGAGUAUCGGAGCAUCUACAGCCUGGAUAAGCUGUACCCGCCGCGGCAAGAAGACUCCCGCAGCGCCCCGGAACAGACGCAGACGCAGCCGGCCACCCUCGACAUCCCCAUGGAUCGCCUGACUGUGACCUACAGCCGGAGCAGCGGCCCGGGUGGGCAGAAUGUCAACAAAGUGAACAGCAAAGCAGAGGUUCGGUUCCACCUGGCAUCAGCAGACUGGAUUCCAGAAGAUGUGAGAGAAAAAAUGGCAUUGAUGCAAAGGAACAAGAUAAACCGAGCUGGUGAGCUGAUCGUGAACUCUGAAGAGAGCCGCUACCAGAUGAGGAACCUGGCAAUCUGUUUGGAGAAGAUCAGGACCAUGGUGACAGAGGCAACUGAGAAGCCCAAGGUGGUGUCAAAGGAGACUACACAGAAGCUCAUAGAGAGGGUGGAAAAAAUGAACCGUGAGCGACUACGGCAGAAAAAGAUACACUCGAGUAUAAAACAGAGCAGGAAGGCAGACUUUGACUGAGAGCAGCAGAGAACCAAGCCCUUGGCACACCAUCUUCUUGAAGCAGUGGCACUGGCAGCUGUAGGUGAUGCUAAACUCGGGAGCCAUAUUGAAUAGAAACGGUCUAAAAGUGUAAAUAAAAGUAUUUAACACCUCCUG
Molecule: messenger RNA, 750 nt
Organism: Dryobates pubescens (Downy woodpecker)
Lineage: Eukaryota; Metazoa; Chordata; Aves; Piciformes; Picidae
Gene: MRPL58
Product: mitochondrial ribosomal protein L58
Exons: 6
Coding region: 16-612 (198 amino acids)
Biological process (GO): mitochondrial translational termination
Cellular component (GO): mitochondrial large ribosomal subunit
Molecular function (GO): translation release factor activity
Source: RefSeq, a predicted model, not a curated record